CACGGGGGCUUGGAGGAUACUUUGAGGGCAACGCUUUUGGGGGGAAUAAUUAGCAGUCAUGAAGCUGUUGGAGAGCACUCGUUUCGAGGCCAUCAAUAAUGCAUUGUGCAUUAAGACUGGAGAUAGUAAAAUCAUUGGAAGGAUUGAGAGUUACUCCUGUAAAAUGGCUGGUAAUGAUAAACAACUGUACAAGAGGUUCAAUGCUGAGCAAGGAGUUACUCCGCAUGACCUUCAGGCAUUAUCACCACCACAAACGUCCCUUGGCACAUCACCAGCUCAAAGUUACUUCAGCCGCAGUAUCUCGGGUGAUGAGGACGGGCCACUCUGUGAUACAAUAAGCCGCAAGACUCUGUUCUAUCUCAUAGCGACACUCAACUCAGCAUUUCACCCGGAUUAUGAUUUCUCAGACGCUAAGAGCCAUGAGUUUAGCAAAGAACCAAGUCUACAGUGGGUCAUGAAUUCGGUUGACAGCAAUCUCAGUGCUACUGCUGGAGAUCACUAUCGCACCUUGAGAUCAGCACUCUGGGCUGCUGUUGAGGAUGAGAUAUCCAUGAGCGAAUGUGAUAUUUACAGCUACAAUCCAGACCUAGCAUCAGAUCCGUUUGGCGAGGAUGGUUGCCUCUGGUCAUUCAAUUACUUCUUUUACAAUAAAAAACUCAAGAGAAUCGUUUUCGUCACUUGCAGAGCUAUAAAUCCCCUCUACAGCUUAGACUCCGGUGUCGGUUCUGAUUUCGCAAUGGAUGAGGAUGAAGACGACAGUUACUAGAUAACUACCGAUAACUCAAUUAUACUUAGUCUCUGUUAUUGGUUUCCUCCACAGGUAGACAAAUAUCGCAGCCCAAUGAUAUUUUUGUUAUCAAAUUUGAUUGAAUAUUUCCUGUCUGAUAUAUUCUCAUGUAACUCUCCUCUUUGCUCAGAGAUAAUGAAAAGAUUGUUGAAGAAGUGGGGAACGGUAAUCAGUGAAAAUUUAUGUUUUUGUCAUUAUUGUCUGGAAAACAAGAGGUUUCAGACAAAAAUAUCAAUAAACUUUAGAAAUUUCGUAUGACUAACCACAUAAGUCGAGUGACGUGGUAUCUUUAUCUGCGAAUUUCCAACAGAAAAUAUUUUUUGAUAUUUUUCACCUGGAAAACCUCAUCAUCAAGAUGAAUUAAAAAAUUCGAUUGUUAUUUAUCUCAAACAAAAAAAGUCAUUCUGAAAACAAGUUGGAAACCUUUCUUAUUCCAGCCAUUUAAAUUUUGUUGAGAAAGUUUGAAAGUCUAAAAGAAUAUAUUAGAGAAUUGCCAGUAGAAAAGAUUUUCGAAUGUUUUUUCUCCUUGAAAUUCUCGUUAUAAAGAUAAAAUGAAAAAUGUAAUUUUUAUUUAUCUAAAAAAAUAAAUAACUCUGGGAGAAA
Molecule: messenger RNA, 1390 nt
Organism: Diachasmimorpha longicaudata
Lineage: Eukaryota; Metazoa; Arthropoda; Insecta; Hymenoptera; Braconidae
Gene: Maf1
Product: Maf1
Exons: 5
Coding region: 59-766 (235 amino acids)
Biological process (GO): negative regulation of transcription by RNA polymerase III
Cellular component (GO): nucleus
Molecular function (GO): RNA polymerase III core binding
Source: RefSeq, a predicted model, not a curated record